CGGGGCUCGGGUGGGGAGCAGGGUGCAGCCCCCUGACCCCCCAGCAGCUGGGGUGCGAUGAGCUCUCAGGAUGAGCAGUUCCAAGCAGCAGCCCCCGAGCCAGCGGCUGCCUCGGCAGAUGAUGGCAUGACCUGGUGGUACAGGUGGCUCUGCAGGAUUGCCGGGGUCAUCGGGGGCCUGUCCUGUGCCUUUGCUGGUCUCUGGAACUGUGUCACCAUCAACCCCCUGAACAUUGCAGCCGGCGUAUGGAUGAUGCUCAACGCCUUCGUGCUGUUCCUGUGCGAAGCCCCGUUCUGCUGCCAGUUCAUCGAGUUUGCCAACGCCGUCUCCGCGAGGGCUGACAAGCUGCGGCCCUGGCAGAAAGCUGCGUUCUACUGCGGGAUGGCUGUGAUCCCCGUCAUGCUCAGCCUGACACUGACCACGCUCUUUGGAAACGCCAUUGCCUUUGGCACCGGGGUGCUGUACGGCCUGUCAGCGCUCGGCAAAAAGGGAGAUGCCAUUUCCUAUGCCCGGAUCCACCAGCAGCAGAAGCAAAUGGAUGAAGAGAAGCUCACGGGGGCCCUGGAGGGACAGGCUCUCUGAAGCACACCAGCUCAGGGUAACGUCUCCUGGACACUGAGACGGUGAAGAUACAGAAAUCCACUCAGCCCUUCCCUCUGCCCACUCCCCUCUCCGUUGCACCAUGAUUUCCCUGGACACUGCAGCAACUGGAAAUCUCAGGGGCUGGGGCAGGCUGUGUCCCCUUCUCACACCAGCAGCCAGGCCUCAGAACAUUGGCUCCUCUCUCCUCCUUAACCAAAUCUCUCACAGUCCCUCUGUUUUUUAUUUUCUUUCUUUUUCCUUUGCUGCAGAGGUGCUGGCUCUGUGAGUGCUGCUUCACAAGCCUGAACAGGUAGCCUUUCUUUGGAGUGACACCUAAUAACAAGCUGGGCAUGCAAUGCUCCUUUGGGAACAGCUCUUGGGAUGGGGUAAGGAGGGACAGGGCUGAUGUGCCAGCUCCUGUGCAGGUGUCAGGGGAGUCAGGGAGCUGCUGGCCUCACACCUGGGGGUAACCUGCCAUUGCAUGUUACUUGUUUUUUGUGACACUCUCCGGUGUGGCCCUUCCCAGGUGUAAUACACUAAUCCAGGGUUUAGCAAUACAUGGUGCUGCUUAAGCUUGGUCUUCCUCCAUUAAGUAUGUUUUAAUAUGGGUGCAGUUAGGCCAGGCAUCAGAGGCAUGGCUGCACCUGAAAGCACUUCUAGCAAAAACCCCUCAUAAAGAAACAACCAUCUCUGCAGAGGAGCUGCCAGAGGUGCUGGGGCAGAUCCUGGUACUGACAAAGCACAGCCCUCUCUUCCUCUGGAUGCAGCUGCAGGCAGUUACUGCAAUUUACUUGAAUUAUAACUUACUUUGUCUUAAUAAGGGUACUUUUCUUAAGCUUUGCUCUUUUACUGGGGAAGAAGGGAAGUGAGGUUUGCUUUGCUUCAGCUGAAAAGGGGUGCUAUUGCUUGAGCCAAGCAGGGCUUUUUUGCUGUUGUGAGGGUUACUGAUGUGCAAGAGCAUCCUUCUCUGAUGAGCCCAGGACUCUGUUAUCUCUCACUCCCUGCAUCUGCACCCAUCACCAUGUCUGGUACAGCCUCUCCCUUUGGGCUCAUGUUCUUUCUGCAUCAGUCACAGGCUGGUUUGUUUGGGAAGGUGGCAUCUCCUUCCUUUGCAAACACAGAGGAGUCUGCACCGUUUCAGUGUGAAAAGCUGCGGUGUCUUGCUUCUUUAUUCCAGACUCCAUUAGUGGGUUUUGCAUUAUGAUUUCUGUUUACUUUUUAUCAUGCAGAACAAAACUGCUGCUAAGUCCAGAUCCCCCUCUUCUCGUCACAGUUCCUUCUGGGGGCUUUAAUUUAUUGGAUUUCACAUGAUUGCUUUUUAUUUUGAUUAGGAAAAAGGGGAAUAAUUUAUUUCUAGUUAUUUAACUGUUUGGAUGUGUCUCAUUUUCUCUGGACAUAGGAGAAAGGAGUGCUCUGUUUGCUGUCCUCAAAGGAUGGCCACAUUUCACUGGGGGGGUCUCUCUGAACACAGGGAGAGCCCAGGGCUGCUGUUACUGGGAUACCAUAAAGUCCUGUUUCAGCUUUCAGAAUGUUUUCCAUACUUUUGGAAAGUGUAUUGUCAUUUGACCCCUUUGUCUUCUUCUGGGCCACUGGCUCGAAUGUUUUCCCCAUCUUCUGGGAGAGAAAAGAGGAAAACUGUAUCUGUGCAGCUGAAAUUGCUGGGCUGGAGGUUUGUUUGGAGGCAGGUAGCAGCUGCAGUGAGCAGUGGCAGUGGGGACUGCAGCCAACACAUCGUGGUCCCCUUUGAAUCACUGGGGUAGCAGAGGGGUUGCACUGAGGGUUGGGAGUGCUGCUGGAGGCUGGGUGCUGCCUGUCUGAAGGGUUUGCCUGCCAGCUGCUCUCUGGUUCCUGAGCAGUGUCAUGUCUAUGAUUCUAUGGUUCCUCUAUGUCUGGUGUGUGUUUGUGUUAGCUGAGUGGCAGCAGCAUCCCUGGCAGAGCCUGGGAUGGAGCUGCUGCUGGAGGAGGGGCUGGCUAUGGGCAUAGCCUGUGCUGGGCAACAGGAACACAGCAGUCCCUGGAGAUCAGGGGGCUAAGCUGCCUGCUAAUGUUAGUGAGUGUUUCUUCCUUGGAGUCCAGGGAGGUGUGAGGAUUUACACCAGCCAGGAACACAGCUUGGGUUUGUUUGCCCACGCAGGCUCUUGCAGCUGGAUGCUGGGAGGCUGCUUUGUGCUAAGCCCCUUUUCCCUCAGGCCUCUGAUCUGUGACUGCUCUGACACCAGCUUGUCUGGGAGGCAGAAUAGGCACUGCCAGCCAAAAUGCAGCUUGUUUCAAUAAAGGCUGUGCCAUUUCACAGCCCCCAGCUCUGGGCUGGUCCCUGUUGCUGUAUGCAGUCAUGGGCCAUUGGCCUUCCCUCUGUGCAGGGGGCAUGCUGCCUGCAGCAAAGGGGGGCUGCAGGAGGAAUACACUGCAGCUCCUGGGGUGCCUGAGUGGAAAUUGCCUCUCUGUUCUCCGAGCCAGCAGUGUCCCUGGGUAGUACCUUCACUGGCUGGUUCAAGUGCAGAGUCCUGCCCAACAAACAGGACAGCUGCUUUGAUUUCAGGGGGUGUGGGGAGUCAAGUAGUGUUUAGUAGAGGAAUGUUGCAGACUGAUGCACGUAGCUACGAGCAUGUCUUUGGUAGUGGCUGCUUUGCUCUGUGAGUAGUUCCACAGUAGCUUUAGUGACAGGAGGCAAAGAGCAAAGCAGAAGUGAGUAACAGUGACAGCUGAUCUAUGGUGAGCCACAGAUCUGGUGGGACCCUGUAGUCCCUGGGGCUGUGGGGCUGUUGCAGGCAGGUGCUGCUCCGGGUCACCUGGAGGGGUCCUUGGUGUGGAUGAGUCCUCUCUGCUCCCAUGUCACCAGUGGCAGAAGUCCCUUGGACACCAGCACUACUGUUAUACUCUGUUUAGUGGCAGCUGGGUCUGGCACCAGGGCCAAGGCAAGCAAACAACCUGCAGCAGCUCUGUCACCGUUAGCAGGGUGCAAAGCUCAGCUCUGAGCUCAAUGAUUUUGUUGAAAUCAGGCCUCAGGGACUCUUCUGUAAGAGCUGAGCUGGAGCCUUUGGCCACAGUGCUUAAGGACACAGGGUGUGUUUAGGGUCUCUGUGUCUGCUGCAAGAGGAGGUGUCUCAGAUCUGUGGUCCAAGAGUGCUGACUCCUACAGAUGGAUGUCUGGAGUGGGAGCUCUUGGGAAUUUCAGCUGUCUGUGAUGCAGCUGAAAACUCAGCCAGAUGCUGCCAUCAUUGCAAUGGCUUGCUGACAGCACCCAUGGCUUUUAAGAGUUGUAGUGACAGUGGAUGGUGUCACCACUGUGUGAGCAAGAGGCUGUUUUUGUGCACCUAGAAAGGACCUUUAGAGUAGUAGUGUCACAGUAGUUAAUAUGCCCAUUCACAGUGCAUGGUGGUUAUUGAUAGUGUUUAGGGGCACCAGCAGGGUGCUUGGAGCUGUGUAAAGAUAAAUGAAGCUAAAAGCUUUGCUCUGGAGAUUUUGCAGACUCAGCCCAGUCCCUGCUCUGUAUGGCUAAUCCACAGGGUCUCUGUGGAAAAGGUUCUGCUUGCCAAGUCUUGGAAAGGCCUGUUGGGAGGCACUGGGACAGAAGUUGUGAGGACUCAAGAGCAGGUGAUGCAUCGAUGGCAGUGAGUUGUUGACACCAAAUGUGGAAAGACACCCGAGUACUGGCAGCACAGGUGCACUUAGCAAAGGACUGUUACACCAUUCCCCACGUGAGCUGUGCCCUUCCAACCCCUGUGCAUGUAUGCAGUGUGCAACUUUGCCACAUUCCAUUCAGUCAUGAAGCUGACAGCACUUCUGCAUAUUAGCUCCACUGUCCCUUGGGGCUGUGUGUUGGGUGUGAAGAGAAGAGCAGAAGCUCCCUUUCUGCUGCGUACCCAAACCUCACCACUCUGGGUGGGAGCUGGUUCUGUAACACCAAUUGAUUCUCUGUGUGUGGAGUGAAUAAAAAGACUAUUCUACCUCUGGAAA
Molecule: messenger RNA, 4539 nt
Organism: Colius striatus (speckled mousebird)
Lineage: Eukaryota; Metazoa; Chordata; Aves; Coliiformes; Coliidae
Gene: CACFD1
Product: calcium channel flower domain containing 1
Exons: 5
Coding region: 58-582 (174 amino acids)
Biological process (GO): vesicle-mediated transport
Cellular component (GO): membrane
Source: RefSeq, a predicted model, not a curated record